This is a messenger RNA of Microthlaspi erraticum, 6435 nucleotides long. NCBI's taxonomy places the organism in Eukaryota, Viridiplantae, Streptophyta, Magnoliopsida, Brassicales, Brassicaceae. The record is from the annotation of a GenBank genome assembly.
AUGAAGCUGAACGACGAAGAUGAAUCUGCAGGAGAAGUGGAAUCUCUCUGGGGAAAAAUGGAUCCCAAUUCCUUUGGAGAUCGCGCUACCAGGGGUAAACCCGUGAGAAAACGACCUCAAUAUCCUCUCAAGAGAAGGGAGAGCGUGCUUACUGAUACUGCGGACGACGUUGAUUAUCAGCCGAAGAGUAAAGAGAAUAAGGCGGUUUAUGAUGAAAUGUUUAGCAUAAUUCAAGAAGAAUUGGGUGAACCGUCUCCUGCUGUGGUUGGUGGUGCACUAGACCAGAUUUUGAAAAUCUUGCAGGAGGAAACCCUAGAAAACUCUGAAAAAGUGAAGGAAGUAACGAAGGUGUUGAAUCCAACAUCUGAUAAUGUUUCUGGUCAGCUACGAGAAUUGAUUCAACAAUUUCAGGAGGAAUCUGAUGAUGAAUUUCAGGAUGAUUAUGACAUCUUUUUGGAUGAAGAGGAUGAAGAACCUGGACAAGAGCAUUCGGAAAACAUGGACGAGGAGCCCAGGGUCCAGGGUCUGAAGGACAACACUGAUGGAGUUAUUCCUCCUAAAGAUUUAAGGGUUGGUUGGUGGAAUAGUCAGCCUCGGAUGAUAGAAUUGGAGAAGUUGGCUCUUGACCAAGGUGGUAGAUUUCACGGCAAGGAAUUAGAUGAGGCUUGGAGAAGUAAGCUUUUGACCAAGGUGUCAUGUGGCCCUAAACCGUUGGACAGUGAUGAGAAGCUUGUGGAUAUUAAGGGAUUCCAGAAGUUGAACUGUGUUCAGAGCCAAGUGUAUCAGACUGAUCGGUUCAAGGCAAAUAACAUUCUCCUUUGCGCUCCGCCCGGUACUGGGAGGACCAGUGUUGCUGCCGCUGUGCACACCAUAAUGCGGCAAAUUGAAUUGAACAAGGAUUCCAAGAUUGUCUAUGUUGCAGGCAUGAAUGCCUUAGCUUCUGAGGUUGUGCGUAAGUUUUCCGAUUGUCUAAAGGAUUAUCAAGCUACCCUACUUAGUGGAGAUCAGAUCCUUAGUGUGCAGGAAAUCCAGAAGGCUCAAAUAAUUGUUACAACUCCAGAGAAUUGGGAUAUAUUCACCAGGAAGCCUGAAAAUUUGACUUAUACUCAGCUUGUGAGACUUGUUAUCAUCGACGAUAUUCUUCUGUUUCAUCAUCCUACUCGAGGGCCUGUGCUUGAGGCUAUUGUUGCUAGAACUCGUAUGCAGAGAACGGACGUUCGUCUGGUGGGUUUAUCGCCAACACGACAAAGUUGUGCAGAUGUGGCCAGUUUUUUGCAGGUUGAUCUCAAGGAUGGGUUGUUCGAGUUUGACUGCAGCUACAGACCAGUUAAUCAUUUUGCAAUUAGCAGGCAAAAGCCAUUCCCAAGGUUCCAAUUGAUGAAUGAUGCAUGCUCUGAUAAAGUAUUGGCUGCUGUUGCUGCUGGAAACCAUCAGGUGCUUGUUUUUGUCCAUUCGAGGAAAGACGCAGCAAGAACUGCAAGAGCAAUACGGGACGCAGACGCCGUAUUGAAAAUUAACUCUAUAGAUGAGAAAAGUCGGAAGUUUAUUCAGGAUAAGAUUGGUAGUAUCGUGAGUGAUGACCUGAAAGAUCUUCUGCCUCAUGGUUUUGCACUUCUCCAUGCUGGAUUGACAAAGAAUGAUCGUCAAAUAGUUGAGAGAUUAUUUGAAGAGAAGCAUCUGACUGUGUUGAUAUCCACGAGAAGUGAAGUAUGGGGUAUGAAUUUGUCUGCAGACACCGUAGUUAUCAAAGGAACGGAAGAAUACAAUCCCGAGAAAGGGGCAUGGAUGGAGCUGAACUGUAUGGAGAUAAUGAGAAUGAUUGGUGUUGGACGAGGGUCUGGGUCUGGGUUUAUAAUUACGGGUGAAGGAAAGGCUGAUCAGGUACGCAUUGAAAGCCAGUUUAUAUCCAAACUUGCUGAUCAGCUUAAUGCUGAGAUUGUGCUUGGAACCGUUCAUAAUGCUAAAGAGGCUUUCGAUUGGCUUUCACAUACAUACUUGUAUUUCUGUAUGCUACGUAAUCCAAAGCUGUAUGGCCUUGCACAAGACAAAACAUUGGAGGGGAGAAUAGCUGACCUGGUGCAUUCUGCUGCCACUAUCUUGGACAAGAACAACAUGGUAAAGUAUGACAGGACAAGUGGAGACUUCCAGGCUACCGAGUUGGGACGCAUUGCUAGCUACUACUGCAUAACCCAUGGGACAAUAGCUACAUUCAAUAAGCAUUUGAAGCCAAAAAUGGGUCAUGUAGAGAUUUAUCGUCUGUUAUCACUGAGUGAGGAGCUCAAGUAUGUGGCUGUUAGACAAGAUGAGAGGAAGGAACUGGCGAAACUUUUGGCUGGUGAUGGUAUCCCGAAUCCGAUCGAGGAAGCGCUGGAGAGGCGCAGUGCCAAGAUUAGUGUUUUGCUGCAGGCAUAUAUAUCCCGGCUACAGGUUGAGAGUCUUUCUUUGUCAUCUGACAUGGUUUAUAUUGCUGAGAGUGCUGGACGUCUUGUACGAGCUCUUUUUGAGAUGGUCUUGAGGCAAGGAUGGGCUCAACUGGCUAAGAAAGCUCUUGAAAUGUCUAAAAUGAUCAGGAAGAGGAUGUGGAGUGAUCAGACGCCCCUUCACCAGUUCCAAAAACCGAGCCUUGAAACACUUAGUCUGCAGAGGACUUCUACCGGUAUGCAGGUCAAGCUCGGGGUUAUUGAAUUCCCAUGGGACGACGUGGUUGCUGAAGGAUUAUGGAUAUUUGUGGAAGACAGUGCUGGGCACAAGAUCCUUUGUCACAAGCACUUUAUUGCUGACAAGACGCGUAUGGAUAAAAAUCUUGUUCUGGACCUUCAUGUGCCUGACCUUUUGUUAUCCGAGUGUGUUCUCCUCCUCGUUUCAGACGCUAGGAUCGGCUCACAGAUCCAAAAGCAGCUUCCCCGGAAGCGGCUGAUAUCGGCGGCGACGACAUUCCGAGGGGCCGAGGCGUGGUACGGAUCUCUCCUCCCACUUGUUUUGAAAGCGAUCUGCUACUCUGCUCCAAUUCUGGUUUCUCUAUCCGGCGGCGGCGUACGGGAGGAUCCUAGAGGCGUGGAUCGACUUUUGUCCCACUUUGGUCGUAUCUUCCGGAGGUCACAGGUUUCCGGUUCAGGCGUUAGCAGUUCUAGGCGGUUAGGUCUCCGUGCGGCUUAUGGUGGUGGACGGUGGCUCAGUUUGCAGAGCCGGCGGCGGUGUCGACGGCUACUGUUUUCUAGGCUUAAGCGGUUGGCUAUACACAUAGCUCAAUUUUUCUCGCGUCUUCUUCACUAUCCUCCUGGUACCGGCGUCCCAAUGUCUGCUGCUUCUACUUCUUACUCGGCGAUUCCGUCGGAAAAAGGCUCGGCGAUUCCGUCGGAAAAAGGCUCGGCGAUUCCGUCGGAAAAAGGCCAGGGUGAGGAAGUGCCACCUGAGCACGUCAGGAAGAUCAUCUCGAUGAGGGAUCGUGAUUAUUUGGCAUCGGAAGAAAGACUCCGUCAAAAUCGUUUGUACAUUGGAGCUCUUAAGUUCGUACCUCGCGCAGCUUUUAAGCUCCUGGAGAAUAUGCCAAUGCCCUGGGAGGAGGUCCGGGAUGUGAAGGUUUUGUACCACCUCAAAGGAGCUGUUACAAUUGUGAACGAGACACCAUGGGUUGUGGAGCCGAUCUACAGAGCUCAGUGGGGUUCUAUGUUGAGAGUUAUGCAGACAGAUGAGAGGAAUCAUCAUCCUCGUUUCGAGAGGAUGAUGUUUCCACCAUUUGGGGACGACUCUCCUCCCAGUCUCUAUGCUGCUAAUUUGUUGGACGUGGAUCCUCCUGAGCCACUUCAGUUAGAACUAAAUUCAGAUGAACUACAGCCUUACCUGAAUAGAGAACUGACCAAUGGUCCCAGUAGCCGGAUGUGGAAACUCUCAGCUGAAACUAUGGCAAACCUUCACAAGCUUGCAGGCUGCCUUAAGGUUGAUAUGAAGGAAGGGGAAAAAGCUGAGAAUGGCUUUGUGUCUGGGAUGACGAGUCCGGCUGACGAUAUACCCCUUUGUUUUCAGCAGCGCUACCCACAGAACGUUCAGAAGGAUGGGGACUCGGUCCAAUUUCUUGCAUCUUCCAAGGCUUUCGAGAGAACCACACUGGAUUGGGUUGAAGUGGGUUUGCAAGUCUGCCAGCAGGGCUACCACAUGUUGAACCUGCUUACUCACAAAAAGAAGUUGGAUCGUAACUUCAGCCUCAUGUCUGUAAAAAGGCAUAACACCAACGAGCAGGAAACGUUAUCUUCUGAAUCCGGUUUCCAUCUCUGCCGUGAAAUCCUGCAACUGACGAAACUUGUAGUCGACGCACAUGUCCAAUUCCGACUUGGUAGAAUUAGUGCUUUCCAGUUGGCUGAUGGCCUGCAAUAUAUUUUCUCCAAUGGUGGCCAGUUGACAGGAACGUCAGGAAAGUUGCAGGUCUGUGUUGUUGCAGGAACGUCAGGGAAGUUGCAGGAAGGUGAUGUUCCAUAUAUCACUACGGAGGAGGCAGAGAAAAUCUGUACAACUGCUGCUGAUUGGCUGAAAUCAAGGCAACAGGAGACCAUUCCUUUCCCAGUUACUUCCCAAAAUAACAUAGAGCUUCUCAGGCUGGCUAUUGACGGAUUGAAAAAAUCUUAUACAUCAGCUGAGGAGCUUAGUGUAAUCCAAAAGUACUCUGACAACAUUGGUUAUGCUAUGGAACGCAUACAGAAGUUGUUCUUGGGCAUAAAGAGCAAGGAUCUAAAUAGCUUGGACAAGAAGAUUGCUGAUGGAUUAAACCUUCAGACUCAGAGCCACCGCCCCUUCUGGUUUAUCAAUGGUGUCAAGAUGUUAAAGAGGCUCCUUCGUCUGGUUAUGAACCCGAGUAUUGCAGACUAUGUGGUUCUGAGUAUGAGUCACAAUCUCAUAAAGGGGCUUCCAUUCGCCUCCUUUGUGCUUCAGUAUUAUGGUUUGGCUUUGGAUCUCUUAGUUCUUGGUGUGGAUCGAGCCAGUGAGAUUGCCGGCACUCCGCAGAUGUCUAACGAGUUUCUGACCGAGACGCACCAUCGCAUAAGACUGUAUUGUCGUUAUAUAGACAAAGUCCAUGUCAUAUUGAAGUUUACCAAGGACGAGGCUCAGACUCUUAUUCAAAAUUACCUUGCAGAUCCUAACAAUGAAAAUGUGGUGAGCUUGACGGAACAUGAUGACAAUCUUGGUAAAAGUGUCUUCUGGGAUAUGAAGAACCGUCUUCCUCAGAGCGUCACAACCUUGAAGUGGGAGAAUAGUUUCGUCUCUGUGUACAGCAGCAAGAACCCUAAUCUGCUUUUCAGCAUGUGUGGAUUUGAAGUCCGCAUAGUUCCAAAAUCCAGGAUGACCAUAGAAGAUUCAAAAAACACAGGAGAUGGUGCCUGGAAUCUGCAGGAUGAACAGACUAAAGAGACGACUGCAGUUGCUUUUCUGCAGGUUGAUGAUGAACAUAUGAAGUUGUUUGAGAAUAGUGUGCGUCAAAUUCUUAUGUCGACCACAUUUAUCAAAACCGUCGAUGAAUGGAAUACGGUUUUGAUAGGUUUGGUGGCUUACUUCCGUGAAGCAAUUUUGAAUUCGAAAGGGCUCUUGGACCUCAUGGCUCACUCUGAAGAUAAAAUCCAGAAAAGUAUUCAGAGAGAGUUGAGUCCAAGGAUGCUUAGUCGACUUCCUCCGAUAAUCUUCUACACUCCUAGAGAAAUUGGAGGGCUUGGAAUGCUGUCCAUGGGUCAUAUUGUGAUCCCGGAAAGUGAUACGAGCCAGCAAAAGAAGCAGUUGAUUCCUAGUCUUUACCGUUACAUAAAUCCAUGGAAAAGGGAGUUUGUGGAUUCACAGCAGGUAUGGGAAGACAUUGCUUUGCAGAGGCAUGAAGCAAAAGCCCAACAUAAGCAUCUUUCUUUGGUGGAUCUGGAGGACUCAUGGGACAGGGGAGUCCCACGUAUUAACACGCUGUUUCAGAAGGAUAGGCACACGUUAGCAUAUGAUAAAGGUUGGAGGAUCCGUGCGCUCUUCAAUCAGUACCGAGUCGUGAAACGAAAUCCUUUAUGGUGGACGCAAGAGACCCACGAUGGUAAGCUGUGGAACUUAAACAAAUACGGAAGUGAUGUGAUGCAUGCUUUUGGAGGUUCACAACAAGUUUUGGAACGCACCAUCUUCAAAGGAUUGGGUUUAGCGACGUGGAAUGAUAAGUUCUUUGAAGAGUUAUCUGAUAUGGAAAUGUGGAAGACAAGGUUUUGUCUUUGGUGGUCCCCGACCAUCAACCGCGAGAGCAUAUCAGUUGGUAUAUUCAGUCUUCCAUAUAUGACUGGACCAGUUAUUCACAGCGAGGCGUUUCCAUAUCUUGAGUCCGCCGUAUUAAAUGUCUUCAAGGGUCAGUCAUGGAGAUCAGUUUUUGUAGAUUUGGUGUUCUAUCUACAGAAUUCACUGAAGACAGCUCACCGCUGCUGUUAA